Molecule: messenger RNA, 1243 nt
Organism: Phoenix dactylifera (date palm)
Lineage: Eukaryota; Viridiplantae; Streptophyta; Magnoliopsida; Arecales; Arecaceae
Biological process (GO): RNA processing
Molecular function (GO): RNA binding; RNA methyltransferase activity
Source: RefSeq, a predicted model, not a curated record
UGAUGGAUCAGCCAUCCACGUAUACUCGGCAACCAAAUUGCCGACUUUAUUCGCGCUCACUCACACUGCCGACUUCAAAUUGGUGAUAUUCGAACCACUGCCGACUUCAGAUGGGGAUUGGUGAUAUUCGGUGCGCUCGCUCCCCCAGCGUGUCCCAGGUCCCGGUCCAAACCCUCCUGUUCGGGAGGGAGAUGAUGGCGAUAACGAGCUCCCGCCCUAUUCUCUUCUCCGGCCACUCCGCCGACCAACGCACCGCCGUAAUCGGCGGCGCUGGCGGUGGAGCAUCACGAGGAGGAAGAGACGGUGGUGCCGGGGUGCUGCCCUUGCCCCUGCGGUGGCCGAAGAAGAUAACGAGUGGUUCCAAUCCCUUGGUGAAGCACUGCGUGAAGCUCCGCCUUAGCUCCUCCUAUCGCCACUCCUACGGCUUGGUCCUCGUCGUCGGCCUCACCCCCAUCCUGGAGAUAUGCAGCUUUCAAAAAUUGAAGGAUGAUGAAUCCUCUGUCCUGGAUUGUUUGCUUUUACUGGAUGGUGCUGAGAUUCCGCAAGAAAUCUUUGACCCCUCUACUUCGGUCGUGCAUGUCAGCCCAAUCGUGAUGAAAAAAUUGUCUGGUAUGCAGUCAAUCGAUUCUGUUGAAGCAAUUGCCCUGAUGAAGAUCCCUGCAAGAUUUCAUGAACUGAAUGGAGAUCAAGAAGAAAUGAUUUACCAAAAUUGGUUUCCUUCGCCUAACCGGAUAUUAGUCCUUGAUGGGAUCCAGGACCCUGGUAAUCUUGGCACACUGAUAAGAUCAGCUGUGGCUUUCAAAUGGGAUGGUGUCUUUCUGCUUCCUGGUUGCUGUGAUCCUUUCAAUGAGAAAGCCCUACGAGCAGCCCGAGGAGCUUCCUUUCAGGUCCCUGUUGUUUCUGGUAAUUGGUCUCAUCUUAAGGUUUUGAAAACCAAAUUUAAAAUGAAGAUGUUAGCUGGCCAUCCUGCGAAUGUUAGUGAUGGAUCAUUUCAAACUUCCUCGCUAUCUCGAGAACUUGCAUAUGCAUUGGCAGAUAUGCCUCUUUGCUUGGUGUUAGGCAGUGAGGGGCAUGGCCUUUCUGAGCAAACUGCGCAAGCCUGUGAGCUAGUAAGCAUUCCUAUGGAAGGUACCUUUGAGUCUCUUAAUGUUUCAGUUGCAGGAGGGAUCUUUUUGUUCAUGCUACAGCCUGAACACCUAAAAUUGCUAUAAUAUUGGACAAAUAUCUGGCUUCUCUGUGUUUA